Molecule: messenger RNA, 2230 nt
Organism: Phytophthora nicotianae INRA-310
Lineage: Eukaryota; Oomycota; Peronosporomycetes; Peronosporales; Peronosporaceae
Exons: 1
Coding region: 1058-2137 (359 amino acids)
Source: RefSeq, a predicted model, not a curated record
GUAGCAAUUUGCGAGAUCCACUACCGCCGUGUGCAAAGCCAUCGGAUCUGGGUGGCCAGCACUGUUCAGCGAUCCACCUGUACCCAUAUGACAUGUGUGAUUCCAGCCGUCAGAUAAUUCAGCUGCGACGAUAAGAUAGGCUUGAGAUCUAAAUUCUACAUGUACAGAUAGUAUACUACUACACACGUAGAAUUUCUGCAAGCAGCUUGAUCGCCUACGAGACGCUCACCGGUGUGAUCUCCGAUGGAGUGACAACAGCGUCGUCCGUGCGAGUUCGACGCGCGACUGGUGCCCCGUUUUGCUCGUUCGCGUGGCAUCGACAGCGUUGUUAAAGCAGCGACAGCUACGCGAGCUUUGGCGCGAGCCAACGAACUGAAGCACUUCAACCAGGCUGGGCUCGCGCCCUUGACGCUGAGCGGGGCGGUGGCAACGACGACACUUUCGGCGCGGCACCGCAGCAGCUACAUGUAGAGCGCUCGUGUUGCCGCAGAAUUCAGGCCGCGCUGAUGGGCAACCUUCGAGUCAUGCCCAAAUAUUCUAGAUCAAAUAUUGCCUUGAUCGAUCGAAUCAGAAAAAUCCACAGUCCAUCUGCUUGAUCCACGACAAUUGCCCGAAAGGCACCGCCAUGCACGGUAGCGGAGGAGCUAUUGCACCGUGCAGAGCUGCUGCUCGCCGUGCACUCCACCGAUAUCAUCAUCGUGUGACUGGCAACGAAGCACCAAGACGAAGCGCGCAAAAUUGCACCGAGACAAACUUCAUCAAGACGAGCAGCAGCAACUUCAGUCAGUGGUUUCCGAAAUUUUGGCCGUGACGAUCGCGUCAAUGGAUGAACCGUCGCUGGCCAUAUGGUGUGAACUGACUUGUUUUUUUGCCGUCAUUUAUUCGGUAAUUUACGCUGGUUCCGUUUUGCCUUGGCAACCGCCGCCCCAUUCAGGCUCUCCCCCCACUCUGUAUUUUUCUCUUGGCGCAGUCGAAAGACGAAGACAGAGCUCACCACCCGAGGCGCGGGCGGUCCCCUUGAUAAAUAGUCCAGAGUUUGACACAGAUACACUAAAUCAUGCCGUUCGGCCGCCGCUGCUUCGCGCUGCUGGCGCCGCUACUGCUGGCCUCGGCCGUGCAGGCCAAGAACUACUUUAACCAGUCGGCAGGCUACGUGAUCGAAAUCUCCACGGACGACUGGAGCAACUACGACAAGAAUGGCGGCUGCGUGACGUGCCCGUACACGUGCAUCGCGCCCACCGAAAGCUACGACGGCAGUACCAUUAACGCCAGUAACACGACCAUGACAGCGUCGCUGCCCAGCAUCUACACGCAGGUCAAGAGCAACGGCUGCUGCUACUCAUCGACCUCCACCACGCAGCCCUCGUGCUCCACGGAGGCUUCCCCCUCUACCGCUGAGAACUGCGGCUUCCUGUACGGCCCCACGCUCGAGUGGCGUAUCAACAACGCGCUUAAGCCGCUGAGCGACUCCAUGACCGCCAUCCUCUUCGCCUCCACGGACUGCGAGACUUUCUGGGCCGUCGGUAAGCAGGACAUUCGCUACACGAGUAACACAAAGAGUAUCAAGGGAUCCAAGAUGAUCCAGAGCGGCUGCUAUGGUGACCCUAGUGGCACUCCCAUGAUCCUCAGUGGCUGCCUCACUAGUCAGUUGACCUACUCUAAGACCAAGACGUACACGUGGAAGAACCUGGCCGAGAAGUGCGAGGGUCUCGCUGGACGGUGCGUCAUCACGAACGCUGUCUGGGAGAAGCAUCUCGAAUGCUGCACGUCACGUACGGGUCUGGCCUCGGACUGGGACACGACGUUCGAGACGUACACCAAGACUGCCUCCAAGACGACCACGCUGAGUGGGGCUGCAAUCACGGCCAUCGUCAUCGGCGGCGUGGCGCUGCUCAUGUGUCUCAUCCAUUUCGGCGCCAAGGUGCGUGAACGCGCUCGCCAGACGGCUCUGAUGCGCGAACAGGAGGCCACCGACGACUACGAGGAGAUCAUGACGCCGCUGACGGCCGGCGAGAAACAGCCUGUGGCACUGCAGCGUCCCAUCGGCCCUGCCAGUCUGGAAGUCUCACUGCACGAGGGCGACCAGAUCUACCGCAAGAAAGAGGACGAGGUGCUCUUCGAGGGCGACAUGUACUAGGUUUUCAUAUUCCCUCAGGACAGUGCAAUGUCGUUUGGAAAUUGCUUCUUGUCUCGCUCAAAAUUCAUCCCUAUUUUGUUUUGUCUAGACUUA